Molecule: messenger RNA, 1438 nt
Organism: Chara braunii
Lineage: Eukaryota; Viridiplantae; Streptophyta; Charophyceae; Charales; Characeae
Source: the annotation of a GenBank genome assembly
ACACGGACCUCCAGCUCCGCUCGUCUCGAAGCUCGCCAGCGAUCGUGCUUCCGGAGCCUCGUCCCUCCGCGCCGCCCCAAUGAGUCAUCGUCGCGUCUCCUAUUUUGGCCUCCCCUCCAGCAUCCCCACCCUUUGGCAGUCUGCGCGGGCUCCCACUUUCUCCUACCGUGUUAAGGAGAACAGUGCACCGCUAUUGAGCGAGGAGAAGUGGGACGCGUGGUGGGAGGACUAUAUCGAGCUUGCUUUCUGCCUAUUGGAGAUAGAGUUCCGCUGGUCAGAAGCGGCCCCGUUCGGGCAAGGACCAGAGCACCCAGAGGACAGCGUGGAGCUGCUGAUCAUCCAAGCCAAGAGAACGGCGGAGCAGGGCGAUCUGUUGGGAUUCGUAUUCGGGAAGGUGGAGGAGGGCAAUCUCACCUUGAUCACGGACGAGUUGCUGGUGUUUCUGACUCAGCUGGUGGACGAUCUGCCCCUGAACAUCUUGUCACGCAGUGACAACCAGCCUGACACCCACGCGCUUUACUUGGAGAUCGACGUUACCGAUCUCACAUUUUGGGAAUUGAUCGCAAGGAGAAAUGCGGCGCAGGACGAGGAGAUAGGGGAAGCAGAGGAAGAGGAGGAAGGAGAGGAGCCAUCAAGUGAAGAGCGGGACCAUCCAGACUACGUACCGGUAAAAGAAGCGGGGAUAGCCGACGGAUCGAGCCAGCCGCGGGAAAAGAACGAAGAGGAGGAAGAGGUAGAACCAGACGAAGAAGAAGAAGAAGAAAACGAGCAAGCGGAGUCGGAGUACGAAGGAUUCGAGGCCGAGGUUUGCGACGCGGCUCGAGAACGAGCACAAGAGCAGAGGAAACGGAAGCGCCGGGAGACCGCGGAGGGAAAGCGACCCACGACAAACGUUUCUCCUGUCGAUCCGUCGAUCGGGGACCCGUGGCGUGAUCCGGAGCCGCGAGAAGAAGAAAACGAUGGAACCGCAGGAGAGGGAUCGCGGAGCAGAAGAAGAAGAAGUGAAUCGCCAGCUCCCUCCGGCUCCCCAUCCAGCUGUUUUGUGAUCAUUGCGUCUUGCAUAACUCAGAACAUCACGGAGUGAUUAGGCGGUCGGAUGCCGGGCUCGGUGAAACGCCGCGCGAGGACACGUGUAAAACGUGAUCGGAGUUGCGCACUUACACGUAUCCCCGGGCGUCGACUCAUCGGGGCCAUCAAUCUGUCCGAUUGGAAGUGGUCAUCUCGGAAUCCGCAACGGCCCAAUCGUCCCGCACGAGCACGCGUAAGUCCGACGCCAUUCGUGCGGCCUGCACACGCUCGCACGCGACGACCGCGAUCGCCGCGGACCCGUCCUUAGGCAACUCAUAAUACCGCAAUGACAUGAUGACGCGAUCCUGGAAUUCCGACUCAUCCUACGACCCGGAUUAUUUCACCCCUUGGAUAAAAGAAAUCCUAAAGC